Molecule: messenger RNA, 1980 nt
Organism: Paraglomus brasilianum
Lineage: Eukaryota; Fungi; Glomeromycota; Glomeromycetes; Paraglomerales; Paraglomeraceae
Source: the annotation of a GenBank genome assembly
AUGAACGGAGGAGUAUCCUUGUCUGUGACUGGUGGCAAAGAAGCGGCAACGAAGACAUUUCAGUAUCAAGACAAACUUCCAAAGUUGCCCAUUCCACCAUUAGAGGACACUCUGAAACGAUAUAUUGCAGUUGUAAAACCACUUCAGAGCAAUAAAGAACACGAACGGACACUUGCUGCGGUCGAAGAAUUCGCAACUUGUGAGGGUCCCAUACUCCAAGAGAGACUCCUCAAAUAUGCCGAGGAUAAGUCGAGCUACAUCGAAGAGUUCUGGUACGAAUCCUAUUUACACUAUAGCGAUCCAGUCGUCCUUAAUCUCAACCCAUUCUUCGUACUCGAGGAUGAUCCGACACCGGCAAAGAAUAACCAAGUUAUUCGUGCUGCUUCCCUUAUCGUCUCUUCCUUGAAAUUUGUGCAUGCUCUCCGUAUCGAGGCUCUCGAGCCUGAUGUAUUCAGAGGCACUCCAUUAUGCAUGUCUCAAUUUGAAAGACUAUUCGGCACUUCUCGCCUACCGACGGAAAAUGGAUGUAUUAUGCAAACGGAAAAGCAGUCCAGACACAUAACAGUUGUCUGUCGUGGACAAUUCUAUUGGUUUGAAGUGUUUAAUGGUGAUAACCAAGUAUGCAUAACCGAGAAGGAACUUGUAGCUAAUUUGAAAACCAUUAAACAAGAUGCCCAACAGACACCAGUAGUCGAAGUUGCUAAACACGCCGUAGGCAUUCUAUCGACCGAAAAUCGUAAGGUAUGGGCAGGUCUCCGUGAUAUUCUGGAGCAAUUUGCAGAGAAUAAAGAUGCACUUAGAGUUCUUGACUCGGCACUAUUUGUCGUUUGUCUUGAUGAAGUAUCUCCAACAACCGGAGACGAGGUUUCAGAGAAUAUGCUAUGUGGUACAUACAAAAUUGAACAGGGAGUUCAGGUUGGCACAUGUUCAAACAGAUGGUACGACAAGUUACAGAUUAUAGUAUGUGAAAAUGGUUCAGCUGGAGUGAAUUUUGAGCACACAGGUGUGGAUGGUCACACGGUCUUGCGCUUUGUCUCGGAUAUCUAUACGGAUACUAUCCUUCGAUUCGCACAAACAAUCAACAGUCACACUAAAUCCCUCUUCCAUUCGUCUUCUCACACACGCCAACAAAGAAACCCUAAUGGAACUCAAAUUAUCGAUACAACUCCAAAGAAACUAGAAUGGACGCUAACUCCAGAAGUGCAGACUGGCAUUAGAUUUGCAGAGAGUAGAUUGAGCGAUCUAAUAUUGCAAAAUGAGAUUGCAGUGUUGGAAUUCAAUACGUAUGGAAAACACUUUAUUAUAAGCCAUCAGCUCAGCCCGGAUGCAUUCGUGCAAAUGGCAUUCCAAGCAGCAUACUAUGGACUCUACGGAUCGAUUGAAUGUGCAUAUGAACCGGCUAUGACUAAAGCUUUCCUUCAUGGACGCACCGAAGCAAUUAGACCAGUAUCUACUGAAUCAGUAGAGUUUGUCAAAUUAUUUUGGACGGACGCGCCUGGAGUCGAGAAACUUGAAAGUCUCCGAAAGGCGAUUGAUGCUCAAGUCAGUCUUACCAAAACGUGUUCUAAAGGCCUGGGGCAAGACAGACAUCUCUAUGCCUUACAAUGUAUUUGGCAAAAAGAUCAACUGGGAAAGGUUAACGAAGACAAGAUACCUUCAAUCUAUAAGGAUUCCGGUUGGCAAACGCUCAACCAUACGGAAGAGGGCAUCGCUUUUUGCGCCUCGUCUAAGCAUCGACAAACGCAUCGCUUUCUUCAGACGCUUAAGAACUAUUUACUUGAUGUGCGACUGUUACUUUUGUCUGAAAAAAGGACGCAUGAUAUGAUGCGUAAUGUAUCGGAUGAAGAAAACAUAAGCAUGCUUUCCGGCUAUGGUUACUUUGACGCUGGUGGUCUCGAGGAAUUACGUGAACACCGUUUGGAAGAAAAGAGGGAGGGCAUGAAAAUGGUCGGGAAAAUCUUGAAAUUGGUAGACUAUUAG